UAUUAAAUGAAAAUAAAAAUAAAACCUUAUCUGAUAUUUUCUUUCAGAAAUUAUAUUCAUUUAAACUUGAAACAUGGCCAAGUCGAAGAAUCAUACCAAUCACAAUCAAAAUCGUAAGGACCAUCGUAAUGGUAUUUACAGGCCAAAGAAAUACAGACAUGAAUCACGUCGUGGUGUGUGUCAAAAGUUUUUAAGGAAUCAGAAAUAUGCUUUAAARGGAAAUUUGUCCACUGCGGAUCAAUGUGCCCGAGCUAUUGAAAGAAGCGAAAAGAGGACAGCUUUGAGGACCAAGUUUGCCGAAUUCAGAAAGAAGAAAGCUGCAACCAAAAAAGCAUAAUUCUGAUUUUUUAAAAACAAUUACAUCAAUGUUUCCUUUCRUGUAAAUUAAACGAUUAUAUUAAAAUAAUUAAUACAA
Molecule: messenger RNA, 415 nt
Organism: Diuraphis noxia (Russian wheat aphid)
Lineage: Eukaryota; Metazoa; Arthropoda; Insecta; Hemiptera; Aphididae
Gene: RpL29
Product: ribosomal protein L29
Biological process (GO): cytoplasmic translation
Cellular component (GO): ribosome; cytosolic large ribosomal subunit
Molecular function (GO): structural constituent of ribosome
Source: RefSeq, a predicted model, not a curated record